Anguilla anguilla (European eel) is the source of this 3741-nucleotide messenger RNA. It is a transcript of the gene lhx6, whose product is annotated as LIM homeobox 6. Lineage: Eukaryota; Metazoa; Chordata; Actinopteri; Anguilliformes; Anguillidae. Gene Ontology annotation, molecular function: DNA-binding transcription factor activity, RNA polymerase II-specific; RNA polymerase II transcription regulatory region sequence-specific DNA binding. Bases 857 to 1837 code for a protein of 326 amino acids. Gene Ontology annotation, biological process: regulation of transcription by RNA polymerase II; forebrain neuron development; neuron differentiation. The record is from RefSeq and is a predicted model, not a curated record. The transcript has 9 exons. Gene Ontology annotation, cellular component: nucleus.
CUUCAAUAUUGUUAAUAUUAGGCUAUACAAGCAUUUGGUAUCUACUGAAAUUAUGAGAAGUGAGUAGCGUCUAAUAUUUAUACUUUCAUUGGAAGGUUGGAUUCAUUUUUAUUCGAGUUUUGUAUUUUUAAACCGAUAAAAUGUAUAACCUUGAGAGUGAAGUACUGCACAGCCACAUUUUCCGUUUAACUUAAAUUUCAGUAGGCUAUAACGCGAAUUAUAUAUUAAACAGCCUAGUGCCCCACUUAGGAUUCAAACUCUGGAACAUCCAUUUGAAGGAUGGAGUUUCAGGCUAAAUGGCACAUAAUGAUAUUUCUAUUGCCUAUUCUUCCAAUGGCAUAUGCGUGCCUUCUUAAUAGCAAAAUAAAUUCGGAUCACAUAGAAACACUUAGGCUUAAUGAAAAUAGUCUAGUGUAGGCCUAAAACUAUUUAAUCGUUUUAACACAGAGUUCAUUGGUGUCCAUUAUACUGACAGCAGUAGCCCGUUCAGAAAAAAGCAUAUUACAUUUAGAAAGUAGGAUUGAAAUUUUACUUAUUGACUGGUGGGAUGUUCCGUCCAGCUCUGUUACAGUAAAAUGUUCAGUGUUAAAUCAACUCUUACAGGGUACAUAUGGUCCUACUUGGUCCCUUUAGGACUCAUAUGUACUCUGUUAGAUUUUAAGUAACACUGGACAUUUAUUGUGUACUUCUUUGGCACGACAUAUGUUCUUGUCGCUGUCAUUCUCAUCAAAUGCAGGUUCUUAAUUUGGAUUGAAGUCGGCGAGAAUAUGUGGAACAACCGUUUCAGGUAAUUUCUGCAGGAACACAGAGUACACCAGGAGCUUCGCUCUGUUUGGAAGCCAAACACGCGCAGAUAAUGUCUCACUCCGAUGGAGAAUCUCACAGGUCGAAUAUGGAAAAGGACGAUGCACGCUCUUCCCCGAGUCCUCCGUCAACUCCGUCUGUAUGCUCUCCUACAUCAUCCUCGUCCUCUGUGCCGUCCACUGGGAAGAACGUGUGCGCAAGUUGCGGAUUGGAGAUUCUGGAUAGAUACCUUCUCAAGGUAAACAACUUAAUCUGGCACGUGAGGUGUCUGGAGUGUUCAGUGUGCAGGACGUCGUUGCGUCAACACAGCAGCUGCUACAUCAAAAACAAAGAGAUCUUCUGUAAAAUGGACUAUUUCAGUAGGUUUGGGACAAAGUGUGCCCGCUGCGGACGACAGAUCUACGCCAGCGACUGGGUGAGGCGGGCGAGAGGCAACGCCUACCACCUGGCCUGCUUCGCCUGCUUCUCCUGCAAGAGGCAGCUCUCUACGGGCGAGGAGUUUGGCUUGGUAGAGGAGAAAGUGCUCUGCAGGAUCCACUAUGACACCAUGGUGGAGAACCUCAAACGGGCCGCAGAGACCGGAAGUGGGAUCACUCUGGAGGGCGCGGUUCCAUCGGAGCAGGACAGCCAGCCCAAACCAGCCAAAAGAGCGCGCACCUCCUUCACUGCCGAGCAGCUGCAGGUGAUGCAGGCGCAGUUUGCACAGGACAACAACCCCGACGCCCAGACGCUGCAGAAGCUGGCGGACAUGACGGGCCUGAGCAGGCGGGUGAUACAGGUCUGGUUUCAAAACUGCAGAGCAAGACACAAAAAGCACACCCCCCAGCACAGCGGACCCCCCCAGGGCCACCCUCAGUCUCGGAUGCCCCCCUCCCUGCCGGACGACCUGCAUUACUCUCCCUUUGGCAGCCCUGAGAGAGCGCGCAUGGUGGCGCUGCACGGAUACAUCGAGAGUCACCCCUUCUCUGUGCUGACAGCACAGACCCUCCCCCACCAGGCUAUGGCUUUGCCCCAGCUGCCCCUCAGCCGCUAGCACCACCCAGGAUGUACCCUCCCCCAGUCCACCCCUACCCCUGACCCCUGGGUACCAACUUCCCUUCCCAAUCCAGCCCUGACCCCAGGAAACGGAGGGCAUCUCUGGCUCAGUGAUGGACAGGAAAGACGUUCCCCACCUCCGGCUGGCCCCACGCACUGGGUAUUCCCCACACACACCAGGGCUCUCCUCUGAACUCAAGCUUAGCAGGACAGGACCUCUUCUUCCCACAUUUGGGCAGACUGGAGGAAUUCACACACCACGUCUGCCUUUGGUUUCACUUUGGAAGAAAUGCCACUGGUGAAAUUGGGACUUGUUAAACAAGGCCAAGGAGUCUACGCAUCCACGCUGAUAAUCACCUUUCUCUUGCUGUGCACGCUCAAUCUGGGAUUCCUUUCAGCAUCUUGUGCUCUAUCCUCCUCUGACUCUGGUGAGAAGGGAGGGGACACACCCACUGACAGUGAAGAUCACUGUUUCAAGUGAGCUGUCAGUAUUCCAACAAAUGAAGAGAAGAAAGAAUUGUGAUGACACAAGGCUCAGUUUGGCUCAGCGUUGGACACAGGUAAGAAAAUGCCCCUCUCUUUCUCUGGAACAAAAUGCUUUUUGAUGGAACUCGUUUUUGAGUGUGACAACAUUGUUAGAGAAAUGUUGAGUAUCAGAUUACAUUAAAUGUUGCCUUAGACAUCAAUGGGACAAAAAUUCACCUGGAAAUAAACACAGUAUGGACAGAACACAGGCUUUCUUGUUUAUGUAUAAUAUAGUGCAUUGCCAAUGUAAGCUCACGUUCCCCCACCACAGGACACCUCUGUCCUUCGCUCACUCACAAAGCUGGAGCCAUCACUGAUGCUGCACAUACUUAUCAUUACAGUCCCAAUAUUUUUUUUCUGCACUGGAAAGGAAAUGUUGUUUGGUCCGAUGACAGUUUGUUGAAGGUAUUGAAAUUUUCUAUUUGUAGGCAGGUAAAUGUGGGAACAGAGGGCACAUUUAUCAUCUGUUUUCUGUUCAAAUGAAAUCUAUUUGGCAUUUUCUGUAUCUAUAAAUAGAUUCAAUCUAGUGGCAAAUCCAGACCUAUGAUUUGAAAGAUCGAGACACUCUGCAAUCCCUGGUACCUACAGAACAGCACUGGAUUUUUAAUUACUUCUGCAUUUUGCUUAAAAGUUAAUUUUCAUAUUUCAAGGUACUAGGGACCCAGUCUUUUCUACUUCCUGUCAGCUGUUUUCUUCUUGCAAUCAGUUUCCAUCAGAGGGAAACAAAUCUAAUUAGCAAGUUAAAUAAUUUGAGGUUCCUGUGGUAAUCAAAGCAAAUGACAAGUGACUGCAAAGAUCACUAAAAUAAAAAAAUUUAAAUGAAAUAUUUAGCAUGCAUAUUAUGAAAUGGAUUUGUUGGUCAAAAAAUACAAUAAAAUCCAAAGAAAAUUAACCCCAGGGUUUGUGGAGCCAUGACCAGAAAAAAAGAAUAGAAUAGGAAGACCUAACUACAGAUUGUAUGAAUGCAUCACAUGCUAAUGUUGCAGAAAAUUAUAAAUCUUGGUCUAGAAACUCAUCACCUUUUGUGCUAAGAUGUCUACCUUCCAGUGUAUCACUUCAUCACAACCAAAUGAAGCCAACUUACAAAUAAUGUGAAUAAAUAUUUCAAUGGCAAAUAUUUGUCAAUUUACUUUUGUUGGUUUUUCACUUAUGGUACAUUUCAUCAACAAGGCUAAAUGCAAACCUGGUCAAUAACAUUACACGUAUCUUCUGAACUGUCUCCAAGUCAAUUUGUUUAUUUUAUUGUUCUUAGUAGGAAGAUGUCCUGUGUCUAGUCAUGAUAUCUAUGAAAAUUUAAAUUUUGCUCCUUUGAUUUUAUUCUAUUGUAAAAAACAAAAAAAACAAAAAAAAAACUGUAAUGGAAAACAAGGUGUUUUA